This is a messenger RNA of Rubroshorea leprosula, 1319 nucleotides long. The record is from the annotation of a GenBank genome assembly. Lineage: Eukaryota; Viridiplantae; Streptophyta; Magnoliopsida; Malvales; Dipterocarpaceae.
GAGUCAGUUUAUUUUUUGGCAGUUGGCAGUCCUUUUUUUUUACCCAAAGAAGCAAAGUGUGCCGCUGAAUAGGGCUUGGUUAUACUAGCUCUUCUCUUUCUUUCUUUCAUUUUUUUUUCCUACUUAGGUGACUAUAGCCUGUUGAUUAGAAGCAAUUGGUGGAUUAGAAAGGCCUGAUUGUUCUUGUUGCUAAUACAAGAAUAGUGAAGAAACAAUUUCUUCAGCUAAUAAAUUUUCAUGCACUCAGGCUUCAGCUUAUGGAAAUGGCUUGUUAAUUUAUAGAACUCUUUGUUAAUACACUUAUAUGAUCUAAUGAAUGAAAAUUAAGCAAGAAUUCUAUGGAUUACUGAGCCAUUUCCAUUUGAGGCAAUAAGCUGUUUGGGUUUGACUGAAGAAGCUUCUUUGUUGCCUGUGUAUCGCUUUUAGCUAUUCAGUGACUAUAAUUUGAAAAAUAUAUUUUCCCUCUUUUUUUUUCCCCAUAAAUAGCUUCCUUAACUAUCUGACUUCAAUCCUCUUGUAGGAAGUGCCACACCAUCUGGUAGACAUAUUGGAUCCAUUUGAAUACUAUUCUGUAGGACAAUUUUUUGAGGAUGCCAGGCAAGCAACAAGAGAUGUUCUUGACAGUGGCCAUGUUCCUAUAGUCAUAGGCGGAACUGGCUUGUAUUUACGAUGGUAUGUUCCUAGAUAUACUUUUGCGGUUUUGCCUAGGUGAGCUUUGUGAAGUUGCUGGGCUUCAUCUUUUUCUUCAAUAUAACUUCCUGAUCUCUAUAAACUAACCUCUUUGCAACAAAGUCUGCAUUUUCUCUUUGAUUCUCCUGGCUUCCUCAAUUGGGUAGUGUUGCUUCAUAUUGUGGUUUAAAUACUUUGUGAAGUGCAUUUUCUCUUAUGGUAAUACUUCUUGUGAUUUUAUAGGCUGCCCUGGCAGUUGAAUUUUCUUUCUCAUGAGUUAUUGUAAAACAACAUAUAUAGAGUUGUUUGCUAUGAUAUCUCUUCUUUUUGCUAUUAGGUUUGUAUAUGGAAAACCAGAUGUUCCAAAAGCUUCUAGAGACAGCUAUAGUACCUGCAGAGUACCUGCAGAGAUAGCAGAUUUUGAGAGAGAUGGGGAAUGGGAUGCUGCUGUGGAAAUGGUGGUUAAGGCAGGAGAUCCAAAAGCUAGGUCAUUGCCUGUCAACAACUGAUAUCGAUUUUGUCGCAGCCUUGAGAUAAUCAAGGUCAGUGAUAAUGGUUUAAAGGUCUUUGUAUCCUCGCAGCCAUUCACAAUCCCACCCCUUCGAGUACAGAGAUGCAUGGUGAUGUUUGCAUAUAGGCCAUAUCAUGUA